Aplosporella prunicola CBS 121167 is the source of this 4194-nucleotide messenger RNA. RefSeq lists its product as uncharacterized. NCBI's taxonomy places the organism in Eukaryota, Fungi, Ascomycota, Dothideomycetes, Botryosphaeriales, Aplosporellaceae. Bases 1 to 4194 code for a protein of 1397 amino acids. The record is from RefSeq and is a predicted model, not a curated record. The transcript has a single exon.
AUGGCCUCGGAAUUUCCGGACUUCGACACCGCUCUGGUGCCUAUGCAGCUGGAGGCUUUUGUGCUUAACCCAGCCGUCUGCGGUACGGGCGAGGAAACAGACACGACUGCCCGUAUCUCGCCCAUCACGCAGCCCAACUACACUUUUUUGCGUCUUGAUAACUUCCUACUACAGAGCGAUGUGCAGAAUCACACGGACUUGCACAAUACCGCUCCGGCUUCAACCAAUUCACGCAUGACCGACCUGGGAGCCCUUGGUGAACCCAAGCCGCUACGCCAUCGCCACGGUGUUUAUAUCCACUGGACGCUGCCGCGUUUCUACCGCUCUGGCAUCUCUUCUAGUGAGUCGGUGUCCCCGGAACGCCGCCGGAAUGAUCGACUACGACGCGGGCUAGACGCCUUGUCUACUGGCGAGGGCGGUAACGACACACCUGACUUUUUGCAACCACCGACUCGAUGGAUUGUUCUUCGGAAGUUGGAAGUCGACAGCGUUCAGCCAGAAGAUGCUAGGAACGACUUUAAAGAUCGCGAGUACGAAGCCUGGGUGGUCGAGAGCGAUCACCUGUGGCUGCUAGAUGAUAUUCCGACGGAUAUGGACUUGCAGACCGAUCUGGCUCCGUUUGUGCUGGGGCACCAGGGCUCUGAUAUUAAAAUUGACGAGCAGGCGGAAGUAUUCAUCGGACGCAAAACUCCACUGGCAGAAUGGAGCGGCGAGGACGAGGGUAAAGAGCCGCCUGACAUCAGCUUGCUGCGAAGCGGCAAUCAGCUCUUUGCAGACUUCCAGAUGCACAACUCCAACGUCUUUAGUGUGCUGGAUAAUUUUCAAUAUGGCACCAAGGACGAUCCGAAAUACCUGAGCUACGCAAAAGCUAGCUACUACGUGCUGGGUUGGCACCGGAAGGAGGACGUUGAUCCUUUAUGGAACUCGGGCAAGAACUUUGCGCAUGGCGAAAGCCUAGAGGAGCUGUUUUUGACGAUGAAGGGCGUCGAUGACAGUGACAGCUGGAUGAGCAACACGGACCAGCUGCGCAUCCUUUGCCAUGGUGCCAUGUAUGACGUCACUUGGGAUCACGAAAACAAACCAAAAGACGUGCCGGCCGACAAGUUCAGUGCUCGCAUGAGCGACCCGGAGCUUGCAGCCGUGUCGAUCGGCACUACGCCCAUGGACGCCAUGAUCUCGUACUGCACUGCCCGUCAGGAGAACACAGAUGAUUCAACAAAUAUUGCAAAGUUGGAGGAAGAUAUUUUGGCCCUGGAAUCGCUGCUUCACGCUCGCGAUGACGGCGUAGAGGCCCAGCGCGAGGCAAAAGAUGCCAUCUACAACUGGUCUUUCUCGCGCUCGCCGGGAGGAUCUCGCUACUACUUUUCAGGCCAAGAUGGAGACGACAAGAAGCCGCUAGUGCCUGAGAAAGAGGCUAUUUCCAAACUGCGCCAACUAAACCAAACACAGAAACUGCUCGAUGCCGGCAACAUGGCGAUACUGCAUUAUCGCUGGGACAUGUUCUCCCUCUGGUGGAAGUACGUCAGUGAUGUUGGAAACAGCAGCAAUGAACAAGCACAAAGUGAUGAGUUCAAGGAGCAGGUGGACAACCUGUCGCAGCAAAUCAAGAGCAUACAGGACCGCAUCCAGCAGCUGCAGAAGAAAAUCGAAGAACUACUGCAGGAUACACUUCUAGCAACCGCCAAGCCGGCUAGCAUGCCAGUAUUCAACCGUGCAAAUGACCCCACUGUAUUAAUUGGAGGCAUUGAGUCGGGCUGGCCAUUGGACUACCUAGACAAGGUGUCGGUACGCGCGCCAUUCCAGGUCAUUGCACCUGAAAAUGGAUCCUCCGAUUUACCAAACACUCUAAAGGAUGUCCUUGAGCAACUCAAAAAGCUACCGGAAGUGUUUCAAGGACCAUCAAAGGAUUUGGUGACCGAAUUUUACCUCCUUCGACCUGGUGGCGGUAAUCCUGGUGAGCCUAAGGGCAAAUUCUACCCGCAGUUCCACGAUAAACUGACAACCGACGAGCGGUGGCGCGACCAAUGGGGAGAUCGACAACCAUGGUUUCCUUUGUAUGCAGAGUGGGAGGUCGAAUAUACGCAUAUUCCUUUUGAUUAUUGGAAACUGGACGAGCACACUGCCCGCCUUUCAGCCAACGAAUCCGUCCGCUACGGCAUCUCCGUGCCUCCAAAGGAUGGCCAAGAACAAUCACCGCCGCUAUGGGACGCCUUGAAGGAAAACAAAAAAGGACCAGAUACUCGCGUCCUAUCUGGACGAGUACUUAUUUUGCCUCAGCCCACUUUCUCUUUAGAGGCUAAGUUGGUUCAAUUGUUCCAGAAUACUCCGCCGGACAUCUUGGACAAAUACUUACCUGAAGCUGAUCGGCAAGAUCUGUUGAGUAACGUCAAGAAGCUAUCGUAUCUGUCGUCACCGCUAUAUGGGCUCACCAACGGGCUGGUGACACAGGCACAGGGUAGCCACAUUAAGCCUGAGAACAAGACGGUCGGAGCUGAUGGUACGAAGAGUUCGGCCAUUGAAGCGGCAGUGUUUGAGUCCGUCGGACUGACAAAGGAGAGUAUUGAAAUGAUUGACGGAAACUCAGCCUUGACGCCUUAUGCUGCACUGACAAAUUUUGAGGGUGACGAAUAUUGCCCAUUCAAACCAGCAACACACGGCCAGUUUAGGUACAUGUCCUUUCCAUUAUGGAUUAAAGACGAGACUGACCAUAACAGGUUCCGCAAAUUCAAUAUCAUUGACAAGUUCGGACAGGCCCUGAUGGCCAUUGAUCAGAAGCCGCGGAUAGAGGGACUACCGCCUCUUUACCCCUGCAUCAGUGACUAUUACGAGCCCCAGAAAAUCACAGUAGACGGACAAGACCAUGCCAACACCGUGAUAAAGGACGAAGCCAAACAAUGCGAAUUUCUGCAGCUGCCGCCACAGAUUAACCAGAACGCCCGCUUGAACGCGGAGUUUGUCAAGCGGAUCGCUGACGACAAAGAUACACAAGCUGGCGAUCAUUUGGCCAAAUGGCGACCUGCGACGGAGUGGGAGUCACCGAUCUGGGGCUGGAUGAUCACCAACUAUGCCGAUUAUGGCAUCCAACUGUUCUUGGCUGACGGCACAUUCUACCGUGAGGUACGCUUUGGUGGGCCGAAGAGUACGCUGGAUUCACCUGAGUGGCUACCAUUCGCACCCAGUCAAGAGGACCCGACGCCAGAGACACGACAACUGGAUGCACUGGCGGCUAAGCUGGCCGACAAGGACUACAUCCAAGGGUUUUGGAACAUGAUUACUACUGCGCAGGCAAAUCUAUCUGCAGCUCCAAGUGCAUAUGCACAGUUCCUCAACUCUGUUGUCGGCAAGCCGCUGGCACUGGUGAAUAUGGGUUGGUCACUUGAGCUUGAUGGACCGCCGCUCGAAAAUCAAAGCACAAAGAGCAAUGUGGAGAAACCAGAGUGUCGUCUAACGCACGAGGAUGAUGAAACACCUUUCUACGAAUUUCAAGUGCGGUUAGGCGACCGCGAUGCCGAGUACGACGGGUUGGUGGGCUACUUUGACACCAAAACUCCACAGUCGGACGAGCUCAAUCUCGACUACGUCAAGACCUUUUUCGUAUCGGAGAAGGAUACUUCUGCGCCGUUGGAAUCGCUAAACACGGAAAACUACCCCCGGUUUACGCCCUUCUGGGAGGAUCCGUUCCCAGCGCAGUCAAGCGACCCGGCAAAUUUCGAAGACAGGCGUAACGCUCGCUUUUCGGUCUUUGGCGCCAUCAUCGACCCAUUCACUCCUGUGCAUGCAUACUCAUCGAUACUGCCAUCUGUUGAGUUAUCUUUGCCACCUUGGACCUGGCAAAGCGCUAUGAACACCAUGACGGCCUUCUUCCACGCGGGACCGCUGUCGUUGCCGAUCAAUGACGUCCCGGAUUACGACUCCUCGCAAAUCCUGACUAGUAAGAAUGCCAGAGACAUGCCGAAACGCGACUUACCACUGCCGUCUCUUGGGCCUGGAGAUUGGAGCUGGUUCCAGCCUUAUGCUGAAGGAGAGGGUGUAACAGGGGAUGGAAAUGAUACGCCUCAACCUGUGUUCAAUCCGUUUGGUAUUCAGAAGAGAGGGAAUUUGACCAAGCCAGGGUUUCAAAAAGGACCCUACACCGCAUUGGAAGGGUUUUUGCAGCUGAGGAACCCGAUAAUGAUGCCAAGGGAUGAUAAAUGA